Messenger RNA from Mangifera indica (mango), 848 nucleotides. RefSeq names its product heavy metal-associated isoprenylated plant protein 39-like. The coding region runs from base 251 to 655 and encodes 134 amino acids. The transcript has 3 exons. The record is from RefSeq and is a predicted model, not a curated record. Gene Ontology annotation, molecular function: metal ion binding. NCBI's taxonomy places the organism in Eukaryota, Viridiplantae, Streptophyta, Magnoliopsida, Sapindales, Anacardiaceae.
GAGGAUUAUUCAAUCACGUCUUCUCAACUUUUUUUUUUCUUUCCCCAGUUGACAUUAUCUCUCUUCAUCUCUUUAUUCUCUCUUUACUGGUACCAUUCAUCUGCAAUUCUCUCUAAAAGCAACAAGGAAUGAAGAUCUUCGGGGUUUGUGUUUGCAGAAGUUUAUUUUGAAGCUGGAUUUGGAUGAUGGCAAAGCCAAGCAGAAGGCCUUGAAGACAGUCUCUACUCUUUCAGGGAUCGAUGCUAUCUCCAUGGACCUGAAGGAAAAGACAUUGACAGUGAUAGGAACUGUUGAUCCUGUGAACGUAGUGAGCAAAUUGCGAAAAUAUUGGCCAACGGAUAUUAUCUUUGUUGGGCCGGCAAAAGAACCGGAGAAGAAAGAGGAGGCGAAGAAGGAGGAGCCUAAGAAAGAGGAGGAAGCAAAGAAGGAAGAACCCAAGAAGGAGGAGCCACCAAAGGAGGAUGGCAAGAAAGAAGAACCCAAGAAAGAGGAAGAGAAGAAAGAAGAGCCAAAGAAAGAGGCUGCACCAGCUCCACCACCACCAGACCCAGUUUUAGAGCUAGUCAAGCUUUACAGAGCAUAUAAUCCCCACAUGACCACAUAUUAUCAUGUUCAAAGCAUGGAAGAAAAUCCAAAUGCUUGUGUUAUAUUUUAAAUGUUUUAGGCUUUCAAAAGCCAUGAAUUGAAAGACAACUUUCUGAAUUGGUGAUGCAUUUGAAUAUCAUCAAUUUAUAUGAGGCAGAGCAACACCAGCCAAGAACAAACUUGUGUAUAUAGAAGUCAAAUGCCUCAUUUUUUUAUUUCAAGCAUGAGAUCAAUGUAGAGAGAAUAAAUAAAAUUUUGUGUAA